UAUUUGACGUUUGGUUUUGUGAGCCUCAGCAACAGCAGUUGUUUCCUGUUUUGUAUUUGUUUUAAAUUUUUAUUUACUUUAAGUUAAAUCGUUUUAUUUCAUUUCUGAUUCUCGGUUUGCAUUUCAACUGGCACGGUCGUGUCUGAUAGCAAUAAUUUCCAAGUCUUAAUCUCUUUGAUACUCAAGCAAAUAUUGUAUAAAACUGAAUUUAACGUUCUGCUUUUCAAGUUUAAUUCAAAGUCAACAUGGCCGGCGGCAGCGUGCUGUGGUUCCGUCACGGGUUGCGAUUGCACGACAACCCAUCUUUGAACGACGCCUUGGAAGACAAGGCCGCUCCCUUCUUCCCGAUGUUCAUUUUCGACGGAGAAACUGCUGGAACCAAACUGGUUGGCUACAACCGCAUGCGCUAUCUUCUGGAGGCGCUCAACGACCUGGACAACCAGUUCAGGAAGUAUGGCGGCCGGCUGCAUAUGAUCAAGGGAAAACCUGACGUUGUGUUCAAACGAUUGUGGAAAGAAUUUGGUAUCCGUAAGAUAUGUUUCGAGCAAGACUGCGAGCCGAUCUGGCGCAUGCGCGACGAGAGCGUGCGCGGGCUGUGCCGCGAGCUGGGCGUGGCGUGUCGCGAGAGCGUGUCGCACACGCUGUGGGACCCCGACACCGUCAUACGCGCCAACGGUGGCAUCCCGCCCCUCACUUAUCAGAUGUUUCUGCACACAGUGGACAUCAUAGGUGACCCGCCGCGGCCCGUUGCAGAUGUAGACCUGAGUGGGGUUAACUUUGCCGCUCUACCCGACAACUUCUACACGGCGUUUACAGUGUUUGAAAAGGUCCCGAAACCUGAAGAUUUGGGUAUUUUCCUGGAGAACGAGGACAUCCGCAUGAUCCGCUGGGUGGGCGGGGAGACGGCCGCUUUGAACCAGAUGCAGAAACGCUUGGCUGUGGAGUAUGAGACGUUUCGCAGGGGUGCGUAUUUACCGACGCAUGGUAGUCCCGACCUCUUAGGUCCUCCGAUAUCGUUGAGUCCUGCGCUUCGUUUUGGUUGUUUGUCUGUUCGCCGGUUUUACUGGUCUCUUCAAGACUUGUUCAAGCAGGUACAUCAGGGACGCCUUGGUUCCAGCCAGUUCAUUAAUGGUCAACUGAUCUGGCGCGAGUACUUCUACACGAUGAGCGUGAACAACCCGCUGUACGCGCAGAUGAGCGGCAACCCCAUCUGUCUGGACAUCCCGUGGAAGGAGCCCGAAGGUGACGAAUUGCAACGUUGGAAGGAAGGGCGCACGGGCUUCCCGUUCGUGGACGCGGCGAUGCGCCAACUGCUCACGGAGGGCUGGCUGCACCACGCCGUGCGCAACACGGUGGCGUCGUUCCUGACGCGCGGCACGCUGUGGCUCUCCUGGGAGCACGGGCUCCAGCACUUCCUGAAGUAUCUGCUGGACGCUGACUGGUCCGUAUGCGCCGGCAACUGGAUGUGGGUGUCGUCCAGCGCGUUCGAGGCGCUGCUGGACUCGAGCGAGUGCGUGUGCCCCGUGCGCCUCGGCCGCCGCCUCGAGCCGACCGGACACUACGUGCGCAGAUACGUGCCCGAGCUGGCCAACAUGCCUGUGCAGUACAUCUACGAGCCGUGGAGCGCGCCGCUGCACGUGCAGCAGAAGGCGAAGUGUGUCAUCGGGCGCGACUACCCCGCACCCGUUGUUGACCACCGCGCGUGCGAGCACCGCAACCGCAGCGCUAUGCAGGAGUUGCGUCGCGUGCUGGACAAGGCGCCGCACUGCUGCCCGUCGUCCGACGACGAGAUCCGCCAGUUCAUGUGGCUCGGGGACGAGAGCCAGCACGAGCUCGACACCGCCUGAGUUACCUUACGUCUCGUCAUUUGUGUAAUGUGAAACUUUUUUCCAUAGCCAUCCAUCGUUUUCCACAAGAUUUUUCGUCCAUCCAUGUCGUAUUACACUCUGCCGCAAAGAUUUUUUUUUAAUUUAAUGUCACAGUCACAGUAGCAGUGGUAUGCGCAGUGGAUUUACAAGUCGGGGAGGUCCUGGGUUCGAUCGCCAGCUGGGCCGGUUGAGGUUUUCUUAAUUGGUCCGGGUCUGGCUGGUGGGAGGCUUUGGCCGUGGCUAGUUACCACCCUACCUACAAAGACGUACCGCCAAACUAUUUAGCGUUCCGGUACGAUGUCGUGUAGAAACCGAAAGGGGUGUGAAUUUUCAUCCUCCUCCUAACAAGUUAGCCCGCUUCCAUCUUAGACUGCAUCAUCACUUACCAUCAGGUGAGAUUGUAGUCAAGGGCUACUUGUAAUGAAUAAAAAAAAAAGUCAACCCUUGACUGCUAUACUGUUCAACUAUUAGUCUGACUACAAUAGUUGCAGGAUCAUCAUUAACGACCCUUUUUUGGCUCACGGUUGAGCACGAAUCUCCUCUCAGAUUGAGAGGGGUUAGGCUAAUAGUUCACCUCAAGUUUAGUCUACCCAUACCUCUGAUAGUUUCCACGCGGCAUCGUAUCGGAACGCUAAAUCGCAUGGCAGUACUUCUUUGCCGGUAGGGUGGAGUAGGGACAAAAUAAAAGGCGCUCGGCAUAGCAGACAAGGCCAAAAUGGCGGCGCUCAUGGCUCAUCAGCCUACCGUGUAGCCUUUAUAUUUAUUCGAUUUCAAUGAAAAGCCUCAAUAGCUCAACGGUAAGAGCGGUCGGACUCAUCACCGAGGGGUGAUGGUUAUUUAUUUAUUUUUUUAUUUACUAGCGGACGCCCGCGACAUCGUCCGCGUGGAAACCAAUGUAGAAUUUCAACCACUAUUUCAUUACUUUAGGGGUUCAAUUUUUAAAAUUAUUGAAUUACGUUAUAUUUCUAAUUUUUCUAAUGAUUUAUGAACAAAUUUUUAAAACUGUAACUCUAAAAAUGAAGGACUUUUCAUACAAACUUUCAACCCCUAUUUCAUUUUCAUUUUAGGGUCAAAAAGUACCCUAUGUUUUGCUCCAAAAUACCAUUUACCAUCAUACCAAAAUUCAUCUUGAUCGGUUUAGCCGUUUAGCCGUAAAAAGUAACAAACAGACAGACAGACAGACUUACUUUCUCAUUUAUAAUAUUAGUAUAAAGUAUUCUACAAAAUACAUGUUAAAAUUAAGCCUAACCUUAAUGCAACACAAACCACAGUUGGUUUUACUGUUUGAUCCCCGCCCCGUUGGUCUAUUAUCGUACCCACUCCUAAUACAGUCUUUCCCGACCAGUCGGAGGGGAAUGGGAAUAUUGGUCAUAUUUAAACAAAUAUAACAAUAAUUUAAACAAAAAGAAAAAAAAAUUAAAAAUUCGUGCAAGUCCCCGCGGUAUUUUUCUGAGGUUGGGAAAAAAGUUUCACUUGCGUCGUCGAUUAAAAAAACAACUCAAUGUUUCAUAUAAUCUUGAAUGUUUAGACGUGUAUUGUCUGUGUUUCAGUGUGUAGUGCAAUGUGUUAUAUGUGGAUAUUUGACUUUGCUUUGUCCUCUCUUGUAAGCCAUAAGUUUUUAAUAAAAGAUUACAGUUCGUGCGCUGUAGCAUGAUGCGGGUGACAGUUUGUAUGACGUUCAUAGUACGUACUAUUAUCGUGAAUCGCGACAAACUUUCAAUAAUGAAACGAACUGUCAUCCGCACCAUGCACGUGCACGAACUGUAAUUUAACAGGUCUGGUCUACAGUAUACAUGCUGCGCGAUUUUGAGCUCGAGACAUAUUGGUCUUAAGUUGUCUACGUAGACAUAGUAGGGUUGCCAACAUUUUUUCAGAUUUACCUAUCAAAAAAUAUAGGACGCCUAAAUAAAAUAUUUUAUGGAGUAAGCAAAAAAAUGACAUUUAAAUCGACAUUUAAAAAAAAAACAACAUUUUUUCACUCUUAUUUUUCAAGAUUUAUUUAUCUGAAAUAAGAGUGUCAUAUGCUUUUUCACAUCUCAUUUCUUUUUUAACUUUUGUAAUGGUCGAAUACAUAAUUAUACUGUGUGUAUUCUCAACAAAUAAAUAAAUUAUUGAAUUAAUUUUUGAUAACCGAAAGCGAUUUUUUGUCUAAUUUAUUAGUUUAAUGUUUGGAACUCAGUAAGAUAAAUAGAUAGAAAAUAUACUAUUAUUGCGUACUAUAUAUUUCUUCAACAGUAGACAACCGAAAUAUAGUACAAUACAUUAUAUAAUGACGGCCUCCGUGGCGCAGUGGUAUGCGCGGUGGAUUUACAAAACGGAGGUCCUGGGUUCGAUCCCCGGCUGGGCAGAUUGAGAUUUUCUUAAUUUGUCCAGGUCUGGCUGGUGGGAGGCUUCAGCCGUGGCUAGUUACCACCCUACCGGCAAAGACGUACCGCCAAGCGAUUUAGCGUUCCGGUACGAUGCCCCUUUCGGUUUCUAUACAAACCGAAAGGGGUGUGGAUUUUCAUCCUCCUCCUAACAAGUUAGCCCGCUUCAUCACUUACCAUCAGGUGAGAUUGUAGUCAAGGGCUAACUUGUAAAGAAUAAAAAAAAAAAAAAACAAAAAAAAAAAUAUAAUAGUACGGUUGGCAACCCUAGUACAUAGUCCAUUACUCAUCUGGACCUCUUGACAGCAAAGGACCUCAUGGAACUUUGCUACCAAAGAGUGUUACCAAUCUAUGGCCGCUGAUAUGAACUGACAAACUUAGGGAUGUGCAAUAUAUCUAUAUGUAUUUGUGUUAUUUGAUAAUAGGUAUAUAAUAACUAUAUUUCUUUUGUUGACUUACCUUUGAAUUGGGGCUAAACAAGGUAGUACAAAUAAUUUUUUUUUUCAAGAUUUCCGAAACUGAAGUGAAUGUGAUUUUUUUGACCAAAAUCGUCUUGCCAAAGGUAUUAAAAAGACAGGUAAAUAAUUUACCUUCUGCAUGUUUUGCUGUCUAGUGAUAUUUUAGUUUCUUAAGUAAUUUUAUACAUAACUUUAAGUUUAAAUUCCAUUUUUGUUAAGUUAUUUUUUAUAGGUCUUUGUUAUAGUUUCUAAUCAAAAAAGCAAACAAAAGUAUUUGACUUUCCACUUUUGGUAAAGUUAAUAAUUAAGGUAAAAUAAAAGAAAUUUUUUAGCAUUUACAGUUCAGAUAGUAAGGCUAAUAUGGCUGUUUAUUAGGAUUUUAUUUAUUUACCAUAUUUUUAUCUACUCAACUGCUGGUUAACAGGUUUAUAAAUUGUAACUUUUUCAAUGGAAUCUCAGUCAUUUACUACGGAACAGCAGGGUAUUGUAUUUAUACAAAAAAAACAUAAUAUUUAUUUGCCAAAAUAUAUAUGUUUAAAAAAAUGUAUUUUAUGAAAUCAAUUUUAAUAACAAAUUAUAUUUUAUAUAUUUAAUUAUAUUUAAUAAAUGUUAUCGAUGUUGUACAAUGAAAAUUUUAAAAGACAAA
Messenger RNA from Bicyclus anynana (squinting bush brown), 5338 nucleotides. RefSeq names its product cryptochrome-1 (gene cry). Lineage: Eukaryota; Metazoa; Arthropoda; Insecta; Lepidoptera; Nymphalidae. Gene Ontology annotation, cellular component: cytoplasm; nucleus. The transcript has 13 exons. The record is from RefSeq and is a predicted model, not a curated record. Bases 246 to 1847 code for a protein of 533 amino acids. Gene Ontology annotation, biological process: entrainment of circadian clock by photoperiod; circadian regulation of gene expression. Gene Ontology annotation, molecular function: DNA binding; FAD binding.